Molecule: messenger RNA, 1221 nt
Organism: Fusarium tjaetaba
Lineage: Eukaryota; Fungi; Ascomycota; Sordariomycetes; Hypocreales; Nectriaceae
Exons: 4
Coding region: 1-1221 (406 amino acids)
Source: RefSeq, a predicted model, not a curated record
AUGUCUAUAUCACAGGCUUGGCAAUCAGAAACGUUCGGCGGCUUGAGCUCUCACCAACUCGAGCUCUUGUAUGAGCCUGUACUUCUCGAAGUCGCCUUGAGAGAAGUUGGAACGUUACCUACUUAUCCAUCCGAGAGCCAAUCGACCGGCAAAUACAAAGCGGACAUGCUGGACCUUAAAGCAUUCCAGUUUUAUGUCAACAAGAUGGCCCAAAUCUGCGACAACGAACGAGGUGGGGAUACAGUUAGCGCCCUUGCAAUACUUCGAGGUUCUGUUGGCCCCAAUUAUGUAUUUGGCUUUAACUCGAAGGACACAAGGGAUCUCAAAAGGACGCAGAAUUUCGUGCAAGCAUUGUUAGAUCUGGUGGGCAAGAACACAGAAGGUUUGCAAACUGCAGCGUUAGGGAAGCGAGUGCUUUGGUUCAUUCUAUCCUUCAAUAUGUCGCGGCUUAAAGAGUACCUGAGACUCCUGGAAAAAGCGGUGCAAGAGUGCCUAGAGAACUGCAAAAGAAGGAAUGAAGAUGAAACUUCCGAACCGUUCCAGAGCCUCUUAUUUUUGGUAGGCAAAUGCAACUUCAAACUGGAUAUCUCCGAGUCUAAUACGGAAGAUAAAUCAAUCAGCGACUCCGAAACAUUAAUCAAGGCUAUCACCAACCUAGAGCAAGCAGGAAUCAAUCAAAUGAUCUCACAGAGGGCCAAAGAUGGAGAAAUGACAAGAUCCGAACCGUGGUGCAAACUCCGACACUUUCUUGGCCGCUGGCUUUCUUACCGCAAAGCAGCUCUCGGCAUUGUUGCUGUUUCUGAAAGAUGGCCCGAGCUAUUCCUGGAUUUUGAGAUUACCAUGGUGCCAUCUGGUUCACGCAUUCCUAACCCAAUUUUGAGAUCCGAUCUCUCGAGCGAGAUUAUCCUACAGCAUAUAGUUGCGGAAGAUCAAAGCCAGGACUCGCAGCUUCUCCAAGCAGCCGACGACCUAAAACAGAUGGGAAUUGACGACAUAAUUGGUGCUGCCCAUGUUUCCAGGAAAUUUCGACCUCUGUUGCAUGCGGAAGUUCUGGUGUAUGAAUACCUCCUGAGCAACGAACAGACAGCUCUUGAAUGCUACUGGAAUCGUUGGAACUAUAUUGGCAGUAUAUUCGCUCGUCUCACAACAACUUGUAUCGAAAUUGGCGACUUCCUGAUUGCUACGAAGAGAGCCUUAGCAAAGCUCGGGAUGAACUUCUAA